AUGGGCAGCAGCGCCCCUAGGGACACUCCCAGGAACAGGGGCGCUCCCGGGGAUUUUUGCAGGGACUUUCCCAAGGGCAGCAACGACCCCAGGGACUCUUCCCCAGAGCGACGGCGCUCCCUGGGAAUCUCCCCAAAGCGACGGCGCUCCCUGGGAACCUCCCCAGAGCUACGGCCCUCCCAGGAGUGGUGGCGCCACCAGGGGCCCUCCCAGGAACAGGGCCCUCCCAGGGGUGGCGGCGCCCCCGUGAACACUCCCAGGGACAACGGCGCCCUUAGAAACACUCCCAGGGGUGGUGGCUUACCCAGGAAUUCUCACGGGGACAGCAGAGCCCCCAGGUACCAUCGUAGGGAUUGUGGCGUUCUUAGGGGCCCACUCAGGGGCGGCAGCGCCCACAGGGACACUCCCAGAAACAGCGGCGCUCCCGAUUACUCUCCCAGGAACCCUCCCACGGGCAGCGAUUCCCCUAGGGACUGUUCCUGGAGCGACGGCGUUCCCAGAGACCCUCCUCGGAGUGAAGUUGCCCCCAGGCUCCUUUUCCGGUGUGGUGGCACUACCAGGGGCCCUCCUAGGGACAGUGAGGGUUUCUUACAGGGUAGGCAGCAUCCCCAGGGACAACGGCACUCCCAGGGAUUCCUGCAACGUCCUCCCCAAGGGCCAUGGCGGCCCCAGGGACUUCACCAGAGUAACGGCACCCCUGGGGUCCCUCCAAGGCAUGGUGGCGCCACCAGGAGCCCACCCAAGGCCGGUGAUGCCCCCAGGGACCAUCCCAAGGGCGGUGCACUCCAGGGACCCUACCAAGGGUUCCCAGGAGACCUAUGGGGCCCUCCCAGGGGCGGCGGCGCCCCCGUGAACACUCCCAGGGACAACGGCGCCCUUAGAGUCACUCCAGGGGUGGUGGCUUACCCAAGGAUUCUCACAGGGACAGCAGAGCCCCCAGGUACCAUCGUAGGGAUUGUGGCGUUCUUAGGGGCCCACUCAGGGGCGGCAGCGCCCACAGGGACACUCCCAGAAACAGCGGCGCUCCCGAUUACUCUCGCAGGAACCCUCCCACGGGCAGCGAUUCCCCUAGGGACUGUUCCUGGAGCGACGGCGUUCCCAGAGACCCUCCUCGGAGUGAAGUUGCCCCCAUGUGCCUUUUCCGGUGUGGUGGCACUACCAGGGGCCCUCCUAGGGACAGUGAGGGUUUCUUACAGGGUAGGCAGCAUCCCCAGGGACACUCACAGGGACAGCGGCGCUCCCAGGGAUUCUUGCAAGGUCCUCCCCAAGGGCCAUGGCGGACCCAGGGACUUCACCAGAGUAACGGCACCCCUGGGGUCCCUCCAAGGCAUGGUGGCGCUACCAGGAGCCCACCCAAGGCCGGUGAUGCCCCCAGGGACCAUCCCAAGGGCGGUGCACUCCAGGGACCCUACCAAGGGUUCCCAGGAGACCUAUGGUCUGACAUUCCCAGAGGACCACUUACGAGGGAAGGGGGGGGGGGAGGGGUGCCCACAGGGUUUCCUACAGGGCCAGCAUCGUCCCCAGGGACACUCCCAGGGACAACAGCGCUCCCAGGGACAACGGCGCUCCCAGGGUCCUACCGAAAGGCAGUGGCGGUCCCUGGAACUUCACCGAAGAAAUGGCACUCCGAGGGGACCUCCAAGGCGUGGUGGCGCCACCAGGAGCCCUCCCAAGGCCAGUGAUGCCCCCAGGGACCAUCCCAAGGGCGGUGCAAUCCAGGGACCCUAUCAAGGGUUCCCGGGAGAAUGCGACGAUACUGAAAAUGUGAUGGGCGGUGGUGUAUUACUUAACGUUGCAUCUCCCAGAGAUCUAAACACCGUAAAACCUACUGCACCCAAGGCCCUUUCAGGUCUGGCGUUCCCAGAGGCCUUCCGAGGGGCGAGGUCAUGCACAAAGCUUCUUACAGGGCCGGCAGCGCCCCUAGGGACACUUCCUGGGUCAACAGUGCACCCAAGGACCCUCCCAAGGGCAGGACCGCCCACAGGGACCCUCCCUAGAGUGACGGCACAGCCAGGGUCCUCCAAGGCGUGGUGGCGCCACUAG
Homarus americanus (American lobster) is the source of this 2043-nucleotide messenger RNA. RefSeq names its product basic salivary proline-rich protein 2-like. Bases 1 to 2043 code for a protein of 680 amino acids. The record is from RefSeq and is a predicted model, not a curated record. Lineage: Eukaryota; Metazoa; Arthropoda; Malacostraca; Decapoda; Nephropidae. The transcript is spliced from 5 exons.